This is a messenger RNA of Monoraphidium neglectum, 2382 nucleotides long. RefSeq lists its product as hypothetical. NCBI's taxonomy places the organism in Eukaryota, Viridiplantae, Chlorophyta, Chlorophyceae, Sphaeropleales, Selenastraceae. The record is from RefSeq and is a predicted model, not a curated record. Gene Ontology annotation, biological process: proteasome-mediated ubiquitin-dependent protein catabolic process. The coding region runs from base 1 to 2382 and encodes 793 amino acids. Gene Ontology annotation, cellular component: GID complex. Gene Ontology annotation, molecular function: protein binding. The transcript has 9 exons.
AUGACUAACAUGGUCAGUCACGUUCAGGCUGAAAGCCUGAGAAGCCAUGAUCGCGCGCUUCGGCUGCGCGCCCUCAAAGCCCUCAAGAACGAGAUUAUCGGCAGCAAAUCCAAAAAGAUCCAGCUGCUCAGCCUGCUGCCAGAGGUAGUCGCCCUAGCCAACAAGAGCGACGGCGACCGGGAGGAGCUUAUCCAAUCUGCAGCGACGCUCGGCAGCUUUGCGUAUGGCGUCGACGACGGCGUCCGCGCGGUGGUCGCGCAGGGCGCCGUGCAGACGCUGCUGCGCGCGCUGGGCAGCGCCGACGAGGCGGUCGUGGAGGCGGCGGCGCGGUCGCUGAAGCUCAUUUAUCGGUCGCCGCUGGCGCCACACGACCCGCUGCUGCAGCCGCCAGCGCUGCGCGCGCUGGGGGCGCUGCUGGGCGGCGCCAAGCCGCACCUGUCGGAGGUCGCGGCCAGCAUCCUGGCGCGGUGCUGCGCGACGCCUGAUGAGUGCGCCGCUGUUGCUGACGCUGGCGUCGUGCCGGCCCUCCUUGAGAUGUUGGCGUCGCCGCGCCUCAGCACUCGCCAGUCCGCGCUCGAGGCGCUCGCCGCCCUGGUCGCCGGCAGCGGCAGCGCGGGUGGCCUGCCGCCGGCUGCCGCACGGCGCGGCGCUCGCGCGCGCAGCAGCGCCGGCGCGGCGGCGGCGGCGCCGCCGCCGCCGCCGCCGCCGCAGCUGCUGCUCCUGUUGGAGGCGCUGUCCCCAGGGAUCUCGGAGAGCCAGUCGGACGAGGCCCUGCCGAAGCAGCAGGCGCAGCCGCUGCGCAAGGAGCCGCAGCAGCAGGCGGAGUUGCUGGGCCAGCUGCUGGCGCUGGCGCGCGAGAGCCCGGGCCCCUCGACGCGCUACGGGGUGGCGGUGGUCGUCGCGGGCCUGCUCAAGGCCGCCGCCGCGCAGCAGGAGGCGGCGGCGGAGCCGGGGGACGCGCGGCGGGCGCGGGAGCUGCAGGUCGAGCAGCUGCGCCUGGCAUCGCGCGUGGUACUGCCGGGGCUGGUGAAGCUGCUGCAGCAGGCCGCGUCGUGGCUCGACGGCGGCGCGGCGGGCGACAACGGCGCCGGUCGGGGCAGCGGCGGCGCCGCUCCGGCGGCGGCAGCGGCCCAGCAGCAGCUCAAGCAGCAGCACGAUGCGGCAGCGUGGCUUGGGGACAGCGGCAGCAGCGGGAGCAGCGGCGUUGGUUGUGUGGCGGGCGUGCUGGCGGACCUGAUGGCGGAUGAUGCAGAGCUCAUCAAGGCGGCGCUGGACGCGGACGCCGUGGUGUCCGCAAAGGCGACGCCGCACAUCGUGGCGGCCCUGUCUGACCCCGACGAGGCGGCGCGCGCCGCGGCGGCGCAGUGCGUGCGGGGGCUCAGCCACAGCGCGCGCAGCCUGCGGGUGUGCAUCGUGGACGCCGGCGUCGCGGCGCCGCUUGUGAAGCUGCUGGGGGACGGCAGCACAGAGGUCCAGGUCAGCGCGGCGGCCGCGAUCUGCAACUUGGUCCUGGACUUCCGCAACAUCCGCCAGGCCGUGCUGGCGGCAGGCGCGCUGAAGCUGCUGGUGCCGCUGGCGGGCUCCAUGGUGCCGGAGCUGCGGGCGGGCGCGGUCACCGCGCUCAAGAACCUCACGAUCAAGAGCGAGGACGCGGCCACGCGCGCGGCGCUGCUGCGGGAGCUGCCGUGGGGCGCGAUGCGCGCGCUGCUGGCUGACUGCGAGCCCAAGGUGGCGGCGGAGGCGGCGCUGCUGCUGCAGAACCUCUUUGCCGCCAGCAGCGAGGGCAUCCAGGAGCUGUUCUCCUGGAGCGGCGGCGACAUCCUGCCGCUGCUGGAGGAGCGACUGGACCCCACCGCUGCAGCCGCCAGCGCCGCCGGCCCCCGCGGCCUGGAGGCCACGGUCUACGCGGUGGCAAACCUGUGCUCGGGGGCAGAGGCGCACAAGGCGGCCGUCAUGGCGUCAAACGUGCCGGCGCUGCUGCUGCACCACCUGCGCGCGCAGCCCCAGGAGGCGGCGGCGGCGGCGGCGGCGACGACUGCAGCCGUGGGCCCGCGCGGCGGGGCCGCUGCGGCGUGCGGGGGCGCGGCGGGCGGGCGGCGGAGCGGGAGCAGGAGCGGGAGUGGUGGCGGCGGCGGGGCGGCAGCGGGCGACGCUGCGGCGGUCCCCACGGCCGCGCAGCUACGGGUGCCCGCGGUGUGGGCCGUCAUCAACCUGCUGUGGUUCGACUCCGCCGCCCACCCCGGCGCGCCGCCGCCCGAGGUCGCCGCGCGCGCCGCGCGGCUGCGCGACCUGGGGGUGGAGGCGGCGCUCAAGGCGCUGGCUGCUGACGAGGACCAGGACCUGCGGGAGCGCGUCCAGACGGCGCUGGAGCAGCUGGCGUGA